AUGGCGUCGGCCGUGCCACGUGAUCAAGUUGACAAUACGGUGGACGCCGCGCACUUUGAAGUUGCGUUUUCAACAAAUGGGCCGGCCCACAGUCCUACUGCUCUUCCCCAACUCCUAAAAAAAGCUCGCCAUUUCUUCACGAAAAAAGUCCCCUUUUCUGAGAGCUCCCACCCCACGCCAUGUCCACCCUACCAUUUGCCGCCGCCGGCGAGACCCCCACCGCCCGCUCAAACCACCAUCAGCGCUCUCUGCGACGACCUGCUCCGCAAGAUCUUAGCCCGCGUCCCCGACCUCCCGAACCUCGCCCGCGCCGCCUUCUCCUGCUGCGCCUUCCUCCGUGACGUCCGCUCGGACCCCGCCUUCCGCCGCCGCUUCCGCUCGCUCUGCCCGCCGCCCCUCCUCGCGUUCUUCCUUGAAAUUUACAUGGAUCUGGUCCUGGUCUACCCCUCCCCCUGGCGCCCCUCCGACACGGGCCUCGCCGACGCCUUCCGCGGCGCCGAUUUCUUCAAGACCCGCCGCAUGCACGGCCUCAAGCACGUCGACGACUCCGGGUGGGAGUUCGACUACAUGUUGGGCGACGAGAUUCAAAUCGCCCACCGGAAGCAGCGAGCCAGCUACAGCCCGCUGAGGCAGGCCCUGUCCCUUUACCCCGACAGGCAAGUUUUGAAGGACAACAGCUUCCUUGAGUUCCACACGCUCUCCUACCAGGAGGACCAGGGGCUGCAGCAUGUGGUCUGCAUCCGCCAUGACCGCUAUUGGGCGCGGGCAAGUGUCGCUCUCUUCUCAUCCAACACCAUGGAGUGGCAAAUUUUCCCUUGGGUGGAAACAAAGGCCCUGGGCCUGGUGCCCAAGAAUGCCAGAAGCUCUAUAAACCCUGGUAAGGUGGUUGAUGGAUUCAUAUACUGGAUAUUUCCGAAGGGAGCCGGUAUGCUCGUGCUCAAUGCGACGACAUCUCAGUUCCACCGAAUGGAUAUGCCGCGGCCCUUGAGUACGGUGCUCUUUACUACAUUCAAGCUUGGCGAGACCAAGGACGGGAAGCUCUGUAUCGUGCACCUAAAUUUUGAGGGCAUCAAUGAUGGGAUGCUUUUUGUUUGGUUGUGGGGAAAAGAUAGCGAUGGUGUGGAGAGAUGGAUGUUUGACAAGUCGUUUCCAUUGUGCGCAAUUGUUGAGUUCAUUAAUUGUUCAAUGGUAAUUCAUUCCAAAGUAGGAAUUUUGUCAGUUAUUGAUGGCUUUGUGUACCUGUCAGUUGCUGAAUGUCGGAACCGUAGUAAUUCUUCAGAGUGGUUCCUAUCAUUUUGCCUGGAGACUUCAGAACUGCAUCAGCUCUUUGAGGGCCCAUAUCAGAGUCAUCAUGAUGCCCAUCCCUAUGUCAUGCCGUGGCCUCCUUCUUUGGUAUACAACAAGGAUGGUUCAGAAGCUAAAGUUACUAAAAACUGUGCUGCAGAGGAUAGUCCUGUGGGCAAAGAAAAACCUCGUCCUAUCCUUAUCACAGCAUUGCAAUCUUUCAAAGAAGCUUUGAUUGAUGAUGAUGAAGCAAAUACUACCGAGGCAGCAGCCUUUUUCACAAUUGAGGAUGAGAAGAUGUCUCUCAUGAGAAAAAUGGCUACUUUGGAUGUACGAUUGACAAAUGCAAGAGAUCAUGUCCUGAGGUUAAGUGCUGACUCUGCAAAAUUGAAUAUACCAUGUCUUGAUGAUGAUUGCCAUUUCUGCUUUCUUUCACAAAUUCACAGUUAGAUGGACGAUGAAGUUAGAGUCAGUUGAACUUACAUUUCUGAGAGGAUGCUUAAUAUUCGAAGGCUCGAGUGAGGUUCUGAAUCCUAUAAAAUGGAGCAACUUAACCUACCAUGGAUAGUGAUUUUUUAGGGAUGCUGGUGCUUAUGAAUCCACAGCAGGGUUUGUUGAUCUACAGCGUGGGAUUGGAUUUGUGGUGGUGAUAACUGACAAGUAAAGAGCAGCUGCAUGGUUGUUGCCAGCUCUUUGAGGGUGAGUUAACUUGCCUGUGCAUUGUUAGUGUACCCCUUAUCUAGGUAGAUGUCAAGGCCUCAUGGUUAUGUGAACAACAUUGCUAGUUUUAUGUUGAAUGAUUGCUUUGUCUUUUGUGCAACUACAUUUGAACCAGGAGAUUGUAUCGCUAUGUUAUCCUUUUCAAGUUUCACCUAUAAUAAUUUGCAGCCUUUAUGGGUGUCAAUAUUUCCAAC
This is a messenger RNA of Triticum aestivum (bread wheat), 2198 nucleotides long. RefSeq lists its product as uncharacterized. Bases 1 to 1734 code for a protein of 577 amino acids. Gene Ontology annotation, molecular function: protein binding. The transcript has 3 exons. NCBI's taxonomy places the organism in Eukaryota, Viridiplantae, Streptophyta, Magnoliopsida, Poales, Poaceae. The record is from RefSeq and is a predicted model, not a curated record.